CGCGUUUUAUAAUUUUAAGACUGUGUCUCAGUCGUCCGAAAGAACUGAAACGAUGAAGUCUUUCGUAGAAUAUUCUCGAGAUUGCGAGUUUCCUAUUGAAAAUCUUCCCUAUGGUGUCUUCUCAACUGCGAGUAAUCCGCAAAAGAGGAUCGGAGUAGCAGUGGGCGAUGAAGUUUUAGAUCUUUCCGUUAUCUCUCACCUUUUCGACGGGCCACUGUUAAAAAACAAUCAAGAUGUCUUCCGUCGCGAUUGUCUCAACGACUUCAUGGCUUUGGGGAGACCCGCCUGGGUAGAAGCAAGAACCAGACUCCAACACUUGUUGGCAGCCGUUAAUAACACGUUGCAGGAGCCAGAUAUGCGAUCAAAAGCAUUCGUGCUACAAAGCGAAGCAACGAUGCACCUGCCAGCGAAAAUCGGUGAUUACACUGACUUUUAUUCUUCUAUUCACCAUGCCACAAAUGUGGGGAUCAUGUUCCGCGACAAAGAAAAUGCAUUGAUGCCCAAUUGGAAAUAUUUACCCGUUGGUUACCAUGGGAGAGCGAGCUCCGUUGUUGUUUCCGGCACACCGAUAAGACGACCACGUGGUCAGACACUUCCGGUAGAAGGUGCAGCCCCGGUCUUUGGGCCUUCCAGACUAAUGGAUUUCGAGCUCGAAGUGGCUUUCUUUGUUGGAGGACCUCCAACACAUGUGGGCGACACCGUCCCAGCAUCGAAAGCCAACGAACAUAUAUUUGGAAUGGUUACCAUGAAUGACUGGAGCGCGAGAGACAUACAAAAAUGGGAGUACGUCCCCUUGGGCCCAUUUGGGGCAAAGAAUUUUGGGACGACCAUUUCCCCGUGGGUUGUUACCAUGGAAGCCCUAGAACCAUUCAAAGUGCCCAACGUGCUCCAAGAUCCAGUUCCAUUUCCGUACUUGCAGCACAGCGAGUCCUGUAACUUUGACAUCAAGUUGGAAGUCGAUAUUAAACCUCCAAGCGGUGUCGUCACCACCGUUUGCCGCAGCAACUAUAAAUACCAGUACUGGACACCCCAGCAGCAAUUAGCUCACCACACCGUAACCGGAUGCAAUAUCAAUCCAGGCGAUUUAAUGGCUUCGGGCACAAUAAGCGGCGAGUCCUCUGACUCCUUUGGCUCCAUGCUCGAGUUAUCCUGGAAAGGUACUCGAGCCGUGCAGUUGAAAGAUGGAACCAGCAGGAAGUUCCUCCAAGACGGCGACGAAGUUUUCAUUCGCGGUUACUGUGUCGGCGAUGGCUAUAGAAUUGGAUUCGGGCUGUGCUCAGGGAAAUUGUUACCCGCUCUUCCUCAAUAAUUCUGUUUCGUGUGUAAUUUCUCGUAUUUGAGAAGACAUCCUACUUUGUACGAAACCUGUAAUAAAGCAAAUAAAGUCGUAAAUUUCUAAACCAG
Molecule: messenger RNA, 1404 nt
Organism: Hylaeus anthracinus
Lineage: Eukaryota; Metazoa; Arthropoda; Insecta; Hymenoptera; Colletidae
Gene: Faa
Product: fumarylacetoacetase
Exons: 8
Coding region: 53-1309 (418 amino acids)
Biological process (GO): L-tyrosine catabolic process; L-phenylalanine catabolic process; homogentisate catabolic process
Molecular function (GO): fumarylacetoacetase activity
Source: RefSeq, a predicted model, not a curated record